CUGUGCUGUAGGUGGGUCAAGAGGAGCUUCGUUAUCAUAGAACCUCUGAUACUGAAUGCAGACAGAAUUUGGAGAAAAAACACGCAACUGAACAGGGUGACCACAACCCUUUCUAAAGAGGGAAGUCUUACCCUGUCUUGGCCCUGUGUGACCGCGUCUGUCCGAUGACACCGUGGUGAACCAACUGCGUACUUCAGCUCAGCCCAAGUUCUCCUGGAUUAGUACCACCGGACAUCUUUGGGAGACCUCCCUUCCUCUUCCUUUGCCGUACCCAGCUAACCCAGAUCUUCUGGAAAAAGAGAUAAGCAGCAGGAUUGGUCUCAAGGAGAAGAAUGAAAGCUCGCGCUCCUCCUCCACCAAAUCAACCUUCUCCAGCAAGUAGAUUUCACAGUGAGUGCAAGUCACCUGCAGAGACAGCUGUAAUUUCUGAUCAGAACCUUGUGAGCAUGAAGGAGAACAUGAUAAACAGAUCGGUGGACUUCACAGUCAUUUUACCCAGCGGGGUGGAGCAGAAGAGCACAGUACAAGGAAGUAAAGCUGUGAUGGAUCUAUUGGUUGAUUUAUGCAGCCAGUAUCGCUUAAAUCCGUCCCAACAUAGUCUUGAACUGAAGUCUUCGGGAACUCAACAACCUCUGAGUUACAAGCCAAACACUUUGAUAGGAGCACUGGACGUACAGACGGUACUUCUGAAAGAGAAGGUUCCUGAAGAGAAGACAAAGCGACCUCUGCCAAGGGUCCCUGAGAAAUCUGUGAGGCUGGUAGUGAACUACCUGAAGACGCAAAAGGCUGUGGUUCGAGUUAGUCCAGAGGUGCCUCUCCACAGCAUCAUCCCAGCUAUUUGUGAGAAGUGUGAAGUCAGUCAAGAGCACAUUGUUCUUCUGCGAGACGGCAUCACUGGGGAGGAGCUGGAGCUUACCAAGUCCUUGGAGGAGCUGGGAAUAAAGGAGCUGUAUGCCUGGGACAGAAAAAGAGUUCCUCCAUCAAAAACUCAGUCUGAACCUUCUCUGAACUAUAGAGAACCAAGUCGAAAGGCUUCAGUAAGCAAUGAUGCAAUAGAAAAAGAAAAGGCAAGACUUCUGGGAUUGUUCAAAGCUGAUAGAAGAAGCAGCAAGACAGAAGAACAUUUGAGGAUGAACAGAGAUUGUGGUGAGGAGGAUGUUUUUAGUUCUGCAUCUACAAGUGAAGGAAGCUUGGAUGGUUUUUCCACAGCACCAAAUUCCCCUUCGGUGAAUUCUCGGUCCAGUAGCCUGGGUCCAUCACUGUCCCUUGGUAACAUCUCAGGAAUGACAGCAAACCCAGAAGUGAAAAAACGCAGAGCACCUCCUCCACCAGUUGUGACACCUGCGUUGCAGAACGUGGAGAUGAGUGGACAAGACAAGACAGCAGCACAGAUUUCACAAGGAGCAUCCCUAAAUGAUUUACGGAAAAAGAAGAGGCGUGCCCCUCUUCCACCAACUGCAUCCGCGCCGCCCACUCCUGCCAUGCCAAACAGGACAGAGGAGAGGGAAGACAAGAGGAAGAGCACGAUGGGUGAUGGACGGCUGGUGCCACAAAAACCUCCUAGAGGCACCACUCGUGGUCCACCUCAGUUAGUGAUCCCCCCACCCCCACCUUACCCUCCUCCUGACAGAGACAUUGUGGAUCCAACAGUCUGUUACAGAGAAGCAGAUGUUACAGCACCAACAGAGCUGGUACCUAAACAGAGCCUGCUGCCUGCACAUGAUAAUGUUUAUGUAGUGGAUGACAUGGUUCUGGAGCUAUCAGAGGUGGAAGAAACAGCAUCAGAAAGCAGCUGUUUUGCAUCUGAGGACACCACAGAAGACUCGGGAGUCGUGAGCUCCCCAUCUGAUAUUGUAUCUUUGGAUUCACAAAAUGACAGUAUGAAGUUGAGAGACGUCAAGCUGGUCAAUGGCUACAUGGACUCAGCUGAGGGGGAUGCGAUGUAUGGCACAGAGACCUGCCCCGUAAAGAACGCCUACUGCAAUAGCGUGGGAUCUGACAGUGCUGCACAGAGCAGGAGAGAUGAAGAAACAGCUUUGGCUAAGCAUGAGAAUGAGGAUCUAUUCAUUGCUGCACAACUCCAGCAGACUUUGGCUGGCCUGGAUGAAGAUUUAGAAGCACUGGAUGGUAUAAGUAACUCUGACUCCGAGUACAUCAAUGAAGCAUUGAGCCCACAUAUAAGAAAAGUUGAGGCUGCCCAAGAUCUUACCAUUUCUGUUCCAGUAACAGUCAUAGAUGAUGCUCCAGAAGUUAGCACCUCUAACUCAGCCGGAGAUCAAGAGACAGAGACAAAUAUCGCAGCUGACUCUGUUAGUACAGGAAACUUUAAAAAUAAAAACAACAAUGCGGGUUCCUUUGAUAAGGGACACACAGAUAGUGGAGCUGUAUGCAUAUCCAAGGACCUAAUACAUCAGCAACCACCUGAAAAUGAAUUCAGUCACUUGCCUGUGGAACAGAGGAGAGAUAUGUUUGAAUCUCUCACAUCCUCCUUCGAAAAAAGAAAUGAAAAGAACUUAAGACUGGAACCCCCCCCAAAACAUGUUGCGAAAUCUGAGGAAUGUAAAUCUAAGCUGACUCUGUCUCACUCCAAGGUCACAGCUGAAAUCAGUACAGCAAAAGAGAAGAUAAAUCCAUUUAACGAAUGUAGUAACAGGGAAAGAUCUCUGAAAAAAAGUAAAUCAGAAUUAGAAAUCAAAUGGCCACCAGCAAAAAAAAUUGAAGUAGAAGAAAUCCCAUCAACACCCACAUGGUGUCAUCGUGCCCAGAAUUCAGGAACAAACUACGAACCUAAAAUGGGUUUGACAACCUUUAAAGUUGUCCCUCCCAAACCUGAAGUAAAACAUUUUGAUAGAGGAGUUUCGCUCUCCACUGGUGCCAUUAAGAUAGAUGAACUAGGCAACCUUAUAGGCCCAAACACUGGUGUCAGUAAGCACAUACCAGGUACCUCUACUGAUGAAAGUGAGGAAAUUCAUCUCGGGAAAGUGAAGGCAUUCUGGAGGUCAAGUUCUAUGGAAAAGCAAAGCGAUGACUCUGCUGAGUAUCUUCCUAAAAAGUCAGGAGUCACCACAAACUCUAAGCCCUUUACUAUAAAACAUGAACACAAACCUGUCUGUCUUGCGGCUCCAAAACCUGUAGCACCACAAACUGUUACUACCCAGGUAGCUGAAAGACAGUCUGAGAACGAAAGGACCAAACCACCUGUUCCAGUUAUACAGUCUCAGGUAGCAUCAUUAGUGGCCCCAGCCAUUAAUAAGGACAAGCUGGAGCUUCCAUUUGUAAAGCCACAUAGGAGAACUUCAAGUCAGUACGUUGCCUCUGCCAUUGCAAGGCACAUCAAUGUCGCUACCUUUAAUUCUGACUCUACAGAAUAUCACGAGAAAGAUGAAAAUAAGCAAGGGGCAGGAGAGGUUAAAACUGAAGCAGAAGUUUCACCAAAAAGAUGCAUUAUUGUGGCCAAAUAUAGCCCUGUGGAAACAGAAUCCGCAGAAACCAGAGAAACGCUUUCAAGUAUUUUUACUUGCAGUCAAAAAGCAUCCCACAGGUUUACACCUGGUGAUAAUUCUGGCAUGGAAAACAAAGUAGUUAACAUCAGGGCACCAAAUCAAGCAACUCCUCUGAGCUUCUAUAAAAAGAAUGCCAGUGUCCCACUUACUAAAUCCUCUUCAAAGGAUAACAACAGUGCAGAAGAUGAUCAUGGUUUAAACAGCAAACAAAGUAUAGCAGAGAAAAGCAUGUGUGUUUUGUUUGACCAGAAAUGUGAGACUUUGACCCAUGCUAAUUCGGCCUCAUCUCUCAAGUCUCCUGACAUCCAAGGAGUCCCGUCCUCUUUCGGCUCAUCUUUGCGAGUCACUAAAUGGCCUCCUGCUAAUGGUGUACAAGUUAGUUCACUUAAAGCUUCACCCGAGCUAAAUGGUGCAGCAGCAAACGCACAGUCAGAACAGGAGGAGAAACCUGAUGAUUCAGAUAUUAAUGCUACCAGUGACCUGGAUGUUAAUGUGCAGACCAAUAUCUUUGGACCAAAGAAGAAGUUCAAACCUGUCAUCCAAAAACCAAUUCCAAAGGACACGUCGCUGCACAGUGCCCUAAUGGAAGCCAUUCAAACAGGAGGGGGAAAGGAGAAACUCAGAAAGGUUUCAGGCGGUGCACUAAAUGGCAGUCACAGGAAACCCUCAUAUGCUGACCCAGAGAAUCAGCGCUCAGCCCUGCUAGCAGCAAUUAGAGGCCACAGUGGUACCUCAAAGCUGAAAAAGAUCUCCUCCAUGGCCUCCGAAGAGCUGCAGAGUUUUAGGAAUGCAGAGCUGUCCUUGCAGAAGGCCCAAGACCCUCAAGAAGAGCGGCUUUGUAUCCCACCCGCCCCUGCCCAGCCGCCACCACCACCUCCCACUCAGCUGGCAGCAGCAGCUCCGAAAUUCUCUGCCACGGCUACAGGUAACCCUGGGGAGGCAAGGCAAGCCCUAAUGGAGGCCAUUCGCUCUGGUGCCGGAGCAGCAAAGUUGAAAAAGGUCCCUCUGCUCGUUUGAAUCAUGUCUAAAGAACAGGUAAUUGGAAAAUCUAACCCCGUAUGCACCCAUAAUCAUCAUUCAAGGUCUGAAGUGGCAGAAAACAUUCAAGAAGUUUAGUUGAUUCUCUUGUCUGCAAGCCAAAAUAAGUUGUAGUUAAUUUUCUGUGUGUUCCUGUAUAAUGGUUCUAAGGGGAAAAUACGUUGCUCUGCUGUAAAGCUUCUGUGCCAAGGAAUUGUGUUUUGCCUCUGAAUAUUUAAGGUUGCCAAUAAACUAUUCUUGUUGGCAGGUUAAUAAGAAUAUAAACACUGUGCAGUCCUGUGUUAAUACUUAAUUGUGUUUAUGGGCAAAAUUAAAAGACUUUGCUAGCUAUCUGAAAAGUAAUACUCAUUUCAAGUUGUUAAAAAUAUGUAACUAUUUCAAACUAUUUACUUGCUUCUUAUUUGAUUUGGAAAAGGGCUGUAAGCGAUUAGGGUGAAAACCAGAAUAAAGAUCCAUAAAAAACAAUCACAAGAAAAAAGUUAUGGUACAUUAUGAAGAACCUAAAUUCCAUAUGCUGGAGUCAUUGGUUUUUAAAAAUUAGAUGGACUUUAUAUCUCUCGUGGAGCUCUGAGAAAGCAGGCAAUCAAUAAUAAAUGUGAGACAGUGUCUAUUGAAGAGUUACUUAUGGGAUAUGACGUAUAGAAUGCUAAUACGCAGAGAUAUACUGAACCCUAGUAACAUUCAUGGCAUUUUAAAAAUACAGAGACACCUUAAAGGAUCUCUAUUUGCAGCAGACUGUGAAGGUUAUAAAUAAGAUUCAGAGUACUGCGUAGGGGUCCAAGAUUUCAAGUUAAUUUCUGCACUGCAAAAUGAAGUGAAGCUGGUUUGUGUCAGUAACCAGGACUUUUGUCAUCUCUUGUUCAGGUCACGCAUAAGUUGGCCCUUUGUUUCCAAUUCGUAUUGCUGUUGUAUGUUGUCUCACAGGUAUUUAUAACAGCAUCUUUUUCAAAUGUUAACUACUUUGGUAGUUGUUGUUGUACAUAUUUUGAAAAUAUUUCAUUAAAUUGAUUAACUUAAAAAGGACAAACGAAAAUGCUGUUUCACAUUUCCUAUAUUGUAAUGAGACUGAAGAAGAGGAAGUUUGUACAUUUACAUUUUUAUGAUCACAGACCGGAGUGGUGGCAGAUUCUUUUUUUUUGGAGCUGAAAUUUAGAAUGUAUAGCUAUGUAAUGUUGAAAGCACGAGAAUAUUUAGCCAUCUGCAUUUAAUGUGACUAUAUAUUAUGUAUUGUAAAAUACUGAUGUCUGUUAGUGCCACAAAUAAAAGCAAAAUCAAAACCUGA
Molecule: messenger RNA, 5823 nt
Organism: Aquila chrysaetos chrysaetos
Lineage: Eukaryota; Metazoa; Chordata; Aves; Accipitriformes; Accipitridae
Gene: COBL
Product: cordon-bleu WH2 repeat protein
Exons: 17
Coding region: 333-4520 (1395 amino acids)
Biological process (GO): actin filament network formation; actin filament polymerization
Cellular component (GO): terminal web; dendritic growth cone; axonal growth cone
Molecular function (GO): actin monomer binding
Source: RefSeq, a predicted model, not a curated record